Molecule: messenger RNA, 2117 nt
Organism: Linum tenue
Lineage: Eukaryota; Viridiplantae; Streptophyta; Magnoliopsida; Malpighiales; Linaceae
Source: the annotation of a GenBank genome assembly
GGGGUGUCGGGCGACACCCCUACCCAACACACAGGUCCGCCCCUGGACUGGAAUCAGUUUUGGGGAAGAACAUACCUGGGGGUUGAGAGAGAUAACAGAGAACAGAGGAGCGAGCAAGCCAUCUUCGAGCUGGUUGGAUGAAUCUGAUACCGGUCGAAUCAGCUGCUAUCCGGCUAGGUUUUAUCGCCGGCGAUGGCGAACACGAUGAUGAAGGGAAAACAAGACAGAGUAGGAGAAGCAGAACAAGUGGGUCACGAUUGGAGUGAGUUGCCCGGGGAGCUGUUGGCUCUAAUCGGCCAAAGGUUAAUCAAAUUAAAGCUCGCAAUCCGUUUUCGAGCAGUCUGUACAAGAUGGAGGAGAACCCUGGCAGAGCUGCAGCCUAUGAUGUUCCGUCAAUCAUCGCCAUCACCGUUGCUGAUGUUGCCCUACUGUAACGACGACGCAGCUUGUGGUUGCCGCAGCCAGCAGCAGCAAUUAGAAGGCUGCCAAUGCCGCCUCUUUUUGGACUUGGUCCACAACCAAUAUCACCACAUCGAUUUUGUGGAAGGCUUAGAGAGAAGCAGCUGCCGUGGAUCAGCAUUCGGAUGGUUGUUUAUGCUGCAGCUGCCAGUCCCACUGUUACUGAACCCUCUCACUGGUAAGCAAAUCCAACUCCCACCCAUUACUUCUUUCUCGGAUGUCUUAGAGUAUGACCCUGAAAAACUGGGUCUUGAGUAUUUGGUUCAAGAUCCCCUCCCCGAAGGCGGCAAAAUAAGACUAGGGAAGAGGCGUUUAGGGUACAACUACAUGAGGAGAUUUGCAAUGUCCUCGGCGGACCCCACUUCGGAGGACUGCACUGUGAUGGUUAUCCGUCAGAAUAAUUAUAUGAAUUUGGCGUUCUGCAAACCCGGAGAGGAAGAGUGGGUGUUGAUUCCCAACCCCGACGGCAACCACUUGCAGAACAUUGUGUUCUGGAGAAAUCAGUUCUAUGCCAUCGAUUUGGACAGCAUAGUUCUGCGUUGUGAUUUAUCGAACCCUGCAGUCCCUACCAUGUCCGUUUUCGUUGAUGGUGUUGAUAUGCAGGCUGACACUGCCUACCUGCUUGUUGGUCCAGCCGACGAGUUGAUGAUGAUUGCCAAGUGCGUGGAGUUCGAUGGUCAGGAUGUCGAUGACCAUGGACUGCCGGUUCAUCAUGAACAUGUUGAAGAAGCUGAAGGUCAGGAUGUUGUCGAUGACCAUGGACUGCAGGUUCAUCAUGACCAUGACGAAGAAGCUGAAGAUCAGGAUGUCGAUGCGCAUGGACUGCCAGUUCCUCAUCAUCAUGAUGAAGAAGAAGAAGAAGAAGUUGACGAUCAGGCUAGUGUUUUCUGUGUUUCUGAUGUGGACACGGAUACUGAGCUGGAGUCGAGAGGAACUGCAAAUUAUAGGUCUACCUUCGAGGUUUACAAGCUCAACGAAGAUACACGUCAAUGGGGCGCGGUGCAAAGCAUUGGUGAUUUUGCUCUGCUUGUGGGUACCAAUACGCCUACCUAUCUCUCUACCAAAAAUUACCCUGGAGUUCAGUCGAAUUGCAUCUAUUUCACAGACGACGAGUUCACCGCACAUGUACGACGAAGGUUUGGAGGCCAUGAUAUGGGCGUUUAUCACCUCAGUGAUGGCACUAGGGAAUCAUUUUGCUCUACUGACUUGUACAAACCUGGUUUGAUUUGGCCACCACCCGUGUGGAUUGUACCAUCCAACUGUUAAAGCUUGGGAUCUAUGAUUACUUGGUUCGAUAAGUUAGCUUGUGUUUGUUUUCUUCUUUCUUUCUUUCUGUGACCUACCCAUGUACCUCUCUUUGUUUCCUGGACUUGUGCUUGCUGCUUUCGUUGAUUCAAUGUAUCAGUUGGAAAUCAGAAGCAAGCAAAGGCAGGCACUGUCGUUUGUUGUAUUGUAUCCUGUAGGUUUCCCUGGCAAAAUUCAGGCUUUUGGGUUGACCGUAGCCGCCAUAUCAAGCUAACUAGGCCAGCCUUCCGCAUUUGGGCCUCUUCUUGGGUUGAAAUUGGGCUUCUGUUUUUCUACGGAAGUCCGGCCCUUUGGCCGCAGGUUGCCAUUUGAAAAGUCGUCGACUCAUUUUGAAUAGUAGAGCAACAUCAAAG